AUGAAUAAGGAGUUUGGGUCUGACAAACGUAUCCUUGAGUUCGGUGACAAAGCCAAUACUUUUUUGCAUUCUUACGGGAACGCUCUUCUGAGCUGUCCUUGUGGCUGUCGUGCUGCACCAUUGAGUUUCAGGAAUCUUCGGCUUCGAGGCCUUAGAGGAUGCUUUGUGCAGUCCCUUGUGCACCACAAUCCUCGCUAUCUCCAUCCCAGAGAGCUUGGACUUUUGCUGGGGAUGCCAGACCGGGUUUCGUACCCUCAUGCCCCUCGUGCCAGUUUGGCACUUUUGGGACUGGUGGCUUCGCCACUACAAAUGGUCUGGAUUUACGCCCAUCUUCGCAACAAUGUGGCGCAGGCCUUGGACUUGGCUGUGUUACCUUCUCCAUUGGAAUGGCUUCGAGCCUAUCAACAUGAACUCCUACGUCAGACUCAGCAUCUCUUCAAGCGGCAUUCCAUGAUCCCACAGAUGAUUCACCUGAAGGACCAUGAUGGCCACGAGUUGGUCAUUGCAAGCCCUACGGCAUGUUCAGUUGCCCAGCUUCUUCAAGCUCAGCGCAUUUGCCUAGAUUGGAAUCACAGUGGUGGAAUUUCUCAGGAUGGUCAUCCGCUUUCCUUGAACACUCUGUUGGACUCCAUGAGUGGACCAUACCAGCUGUCACAUCAAAUGGGACAGGUGAGCAGACCCCAACCACCUGAUACCAUAGCUGUUGGUAUCCGGCAUGAACAAACCUUCCACUUGAUCUUCCUGAACUCUGGCCAGUUUCUCUUUGAAGGCUUGCGACAACUCGACAUCUUGCAUGUCAACUUCUUGGUGCUCCUCGAACAGACUGGAGACACACAAUGGAUUGGUAGUGCCUUCUCCAAAUCCGAUGAUCGGAUUAUCUGCAUCUAUCCCAGUGCUUCCCAUUGGGCGCUUCUUUGGGGACAGCUCCAUGUGGACCAUCUUCAGUGGCUUUAUUGUGAUGGACUUCCCGGACAAGCCACUUUCACUGCCACACGUCUGGCCGCCAUCAUCUCGACUGAGCUCUCCUUGGAUUGGACGAUCCAACCUGGUCACCUAUUUGCACAGCAUGACCAACACACCUGUGGGACCGUGGCUUUGCUCCAUGUCGGUGUUCGUCUUGGACUUUUUGGACUUCCCUCACGUCAGGCCGUCUUGGACUUUCAUGCCUGGCUACAGCACCGACAGGCCCUUGGACUUUUCACUGACCCUUGGAUUUUCGGGUCUGGGCCCAAUCCAUCUGAGUCUCAAGCUGCUUUGGCUGCUCUUUUGGCCACGAAGGGGGUUCCGUCACAAUUGGCUGCUGAUCGUGCGGCUGCUGCCCUCAAGAAGCUUGGACAUGCUGCAGUCCAGACUGCCUUGGGACAAACCAACCCCUGGGCAGCCCUCAAGGCACUUACCACUCGACCUGGCAGCAGUUUCCAGUUUGUUCUGAAGUCGGAGUUGCAGGACUACAUCACCUCCAAAGCCACCUCCAAGCAUGGCACUCUCCUCUCCAGUCAGAAGAAAAAAGACAAGAAGAACACUCGGUCUUCCGCUUCUCCUACUCCGGCUCUUGACCCAACCACAUUGCAGUUGGAUCCAGCUCACUUUGUUGAUGAUGAGGGCGACCAAGUGAGCCAAAUCCAGCUGUCGCAGGUUGUGGCUGAUGCGAGAGGUGUGGCACUCGCAACCUUGACUGAAGCACUUCCUUAUCUCAAAGAGGAACGAUAUAUCAGCACUGAUGCCCUGGGGCUGUUGAUUUUGGAAGAGGUUCCUGCCCAUCUCAAGGGCGUUGCCAGCAUUUCCUCCAUCCGCUUUCCUGUCACCUACCUUCCCACUCAGGAUCCACUGUUGAUUCAAGGUAGUCUUCUUCAGCUUGGGGACCAUCCGGUGGCACGAAAGACCAUCCAGGACCCUGUGAAUAUGAUGGAUCUCACUGACACCAAGGUGCUCAAGAUUCAGAUCUUCCGUGAUGAGCUGACUACUAUGUGGGAUCAAAUUGCGGCAGCGCCCAUUCGACAUCUUUUUCAGUUGGUGCCUUUGUUCAGACUCUGCACUCAAGUCUCUUGCGAUCAUCGUUGCGGCCUUUUCCAUGCGGCUGUGGAAGACAACAUUGACCAAGUAGUGCACGAGAUCUGGGGACGCAGGUUCCAAACCAUUGAAGGACGUGCUCAACCUGCCCAACAGGCUGAACUCUUUUUGGCCUUUUUGAGGAUAGCAUCUUCUGCUUUGGCUGACCUCUUGCGGGUUCUUGUCGAUGGAGUUUACCUGGAGCCCCGUGCUGACAGCACCAAAUCUACUGACACUGACUAUUCAGUCAUUUGGGUUCCAGGUGCCAACCGUGAACUUGCGGUCCAUCGGAUGAAACUCACCACGCAUGGACUUUCACUGGUGAGAAUGAAAAAUCGGUUUGGCAUUCGGGUCUGUGCUGUCCAUGAGGAGGUUACUCACAAAGAAUUACGACCCGGUGAUGUCUAUGUCAAGGUGGAUGUCAACAAGAUCUACCGUUUGCACCCGUUACCUCAUGGACUUCAGCGCCAGCAGGUGGUGCAACUCUUGAGAGAAUGGAAGUGGCAGGCCAAACCAUUGCAGCCUGCCAGAGGUUCCUCUGAAGGUGGAUCAUGGGAAGUGGGAGCCGCAUGUGAGCCACCCAACAAUGUCUUGACCGCCUUCAGUCGAGAUGUCCUCAUCUCUUUGGUCAAGGACAAGAAGGAAGCUGAUCGAGCUCCACUGGUGGUGGGCCCUUCUCGGGCACAGAAGCAUUUGCGUUCUUCCACUUCAGCUGCUGCCUCCUCUUCUGUUCCUUUGACUGGCGAUCCAUGGAUGGCACCUGGCCAUGAUCCUUGGCAAAGUUGGCAUGGCACAUCUCAGACUGCACCGGACAAAGCAGCCAAACGCUAUGAGGUUCUGGCCGAUCAACUAAAGUCAGAACUGAACACCUCUUUGAAGGAGUCGCUGGAUGCCAGACUUCAAGAUGGGCAACAUGGCGCUUCUAUGGAUUCCAAGCGCAUUCACAAAUUGGAGACUGACAUGGAAGAGCUCAAGUCCCAUCAGGCAUCAUAUCAUGCGUGGUUCCAAGAGACUGGCACACGUCUUGCCCGACAGGAUGAACAACUUUCCAGUCUGCGGGGCUCGGUGCAGCAGAAUCACCAAGAUUUACAGGCAGUCCGUGCUGAAGUUCAUACAUCGGCGGACACACUUCAUCAAGCCAUGCAGGCCUCCUUCGGCAACAUGAAGGGUGAUCUGACAGCUGAGAUUUCCAAUGCGGUGUCAACACAAAUGGAUCGCCUGGAAGCUUUGCUUUCCAAGCGCAAAUUUGGACUUUCCAUGUCGUUUCUUCGACAGCUUCUUUGGACUUUCCUUUUCGUUCUUCAACUUUGUCCUUCUUGGGCUUUCGUUUCCAUGGACAAUCCCAUCAUUGACCUCUCAGCUGGGGCUACCUUCUUGGAUCUUGGCUCCACACAUUCUCUGCCUACCUUGCGGUGGGGUGAAGCGCUACAUCCUGGACCGGAGGGAGACUGCCAUCUUUUUGGAUUUUCUAAUCCGUCUGGACUUCGCCAGAAAGAACAUGCUGCGGUGGAUUUGGGACCAGGUGUGUGGUCAUUUUCGGAGACACAGCUCUCAUGGGUCACACAACGUACUUGUGGCCAACAACUUCGACAUCUUGCUGCUGCUCAACAUCGGCAAGUGCGAGUCCACAUGGGAGCACCAGUCGCUACCAGGGCCACUUCUGAAUGGGCUGGUACCUGGUCAGGUGUCAUGACUUUUUCUGAUUUCCCUUCACAGGAAAUCAUGUUGCCAUACACUGGAGAACGGAGUUGUGGCCGGCUCCUCACCACCCGGCAUCUUAUUGGGGCCUGUUCGGUGCUCAAUACAGUGGUCUAUGGAUUUCCUAAAGGACCAACUUGGCCUGAUGCGGCAUCUCUCACUGACCAGCUCCUCCAGAUUGUCACCACUGAAGUGAUCAUGGGAGGCACUGGACCUCGACUGGUAGGUGGGGACUUCAAUGUCGAUGCUCAUGGGCUUCCUGUUUUCGCUCUAUGGCGUCAACUUGGUUGGAUUCCUGCACAGGAACUCGCAGCUCAGCUGUGGCAACAAGAGAUGAAGUUCACCAGCAAGCAUGCGACUGAGCGCGACAUCAUUUGGCUCAGUCCUGAGGCAGUGGCGCUUUGCCGCUUGGUAGAUGUUGCUGACGUUUUUGCUGAGCAUGCCACCAUCACUGUUGGGCUCCAUAUUCCUACGUCCUGUCCUCCUUCUUUGACUUGGACGAGGCCUUCACACAUCCCUUGGUCUGAUGUUGACUCGGGAUGGCAAACUGCGGCACUUACCCCUCAUUGGACUUCUGAGGGUGAUGCAAAUCAGCUUUGGGCGGAAUGGGCGGCUUCUUUUGAAGAUAGCUUGGAUGGGUUUGUCAAGCAUCAGCCUGCCCGCAAAUUGCUGAACAGCCAGAAAGGCCGCCUUAGCCGUACUGGUCCCACCAAAAGACUUCCUUCUGCCAGAGUUCUUCGGCCAAGUCGACCUAGUGAAGUUCAACUUCGCAAUGAUCUGAUUGGCUCAGAAGUUAAACUCUGGUUUCGUCAGCUUCGCAGACUCCAGAGUUAUGUGGCUGCCAUCAAGGCCAACAAACAGACUUGUGAGGCUGUGGCCUAUCGACUGGAGCUUUGGUCGGCCAUCCUUCGGUCACCUGGGUUCCUUGAUGGAUUUCCUCUUUGGUGGCAACUUCAUCGCCUGAUCAGUCUUCCUGACACUCCUGGUUGCCUUCCCUCAGCUCCUCCAACUGUAACUUUGGCAGUUGCCAUUUUCGCUGCCUUCAAGUGCAAUUUUGAAGAGUUGGAAUCAUGGCAUCUUCGUCAACGUUCCAAACUUCUUCAACUUAAGUAUGAAAAGGGGAUGCAGGGAAUCUUUCAAGAUCUCAAGGCGCCGACACGAGACAAGCUUGAUCUGCUUGUUGAUCGGCGUCAUUUUGCCGUUUUGGCUGUGGAUGAGGUGGAGAAUCAGCUGCACCUUGACGCUGAAAUCCUGACUGGAGGUUUUAGCAAAUGGACUUAUGAAGACCAGGAGAUCCACCCACAGCAGAUCAAUGAGGUUGUUUUGCACCUUGCUGAUGUUUCCUCCUUCACUCAUGGUGAUGUUUUGGUGCAGCAUAGAACCUUCUCAGACACUCAUGACCUUCACAGGGAGUUACUAGAUUACUGGCGUCCUACUUGGUGUGCGCUGGCAACCAUCCAACCAGACACAUGGAAACGAGUCAUGGACUUUUUCAAAGCUCAUGUGCCGCAGUUUCAUUUUGGUUUGGCUCCCAUCACUGAGACCCAAUGGCGCAGGGCUCUUCGCAGAUACAAAUCUACUGCCGCUCGUGGAGUUGAUGGGCUGUCACAUGUUGACCUUUUGGCGCUUCCUUCAUCAUGGACUUUGCGGCUUUUGUCAUUUCUCCACGCCAUCGAGCAAGGGGAGAUGGAAUGGCCUGUUGCAGUGCUCUAUGGAGUGGUGAGUGUUCUUGCCAAAGACCCUGGGGCUCAAACAGUCAGCCGCUUUAGGCCAAUAGUCAUUUUCAGCAUCAUCUACCGUACUUGGGCCAGUUUGAGAUCGAAGCAGCUCUUGCGUUUGCUGGCACCUCACAUGGAUGUUGAAGCAUACGGUUUCAUGCCUGGCUGCGAACCAUCACAGCUAUGGUUGGUGUUGCAGGCCGAGAUCGAGUGCGCUUUGCAGUCUGGAGAAGCCAAAUCAGGCUUGAGCACGGAUUUGACUCGUGCUUUCAAUUUUAUACCGCGCCAGCAUACGUUUGCUCUAGCACUGCAUCUAGGAGUUCCACUUCAAAUCGUGCAUCCCUGGCGCAGCUUCCUGGCCAGCUGCACUCGUGCGUUUGAAGUGCGUGGCACUUUGAGCCUCAGCACAACCUCCACUUGCGGAUUGCCUGAGGGCGACGCCCUCAGCGUGUUUGGGAUGACACAGCUGUGCUUUGCUUGGCACCUUUACAUGAGGGCCUACUGUCCAGCAAUUCGUUCAUUGAGUUUCGUGGACAACUUGGGCUUGGUGGCGGCCAUUCCCAGUUUGCUUGUGCAAGGCCUCAUUUGCCUUCGGGAGUUUUUCCGGCUGUGGAAUCUUCAAUUGGAUUCAGCCAAGUCGUACUGCUGGGCGCUACACGAUGCUGACAGGCGUCAACUGGCUGUGAUACCUUUCCAGCGUGUUGAGCACGCGCAUGAAUUGGGUGGGGUGUUAUCCUUCACCCGCCGAAGAUUCACUGGUUUGCAACAGAAACGGAUCAGCUCUCUCUCAGUCAAGUGGAAGCGACUUAUGAGUAGUCGAGCACCACUUCGACAGAAGUUGCAAGUGCUGCCUAGCGUUUUUUGGUCUUCAGCUUUGUAUGGUAUCAAUGGCUCCUGCCUUGGGGAGCAUCACAUCGAUGAUCUUCGGAAACAAGCAGUACGUGCUCUGCGUCUGAACGGUGCCGGCUCCAACAGCCUUUUGCGGCUUUCGCUCUGCGGCACUCCUUGCGCUGAUCCUGGCUUUUGGAGACUGCGUAUGACUGUCAGAGCUCUCCAGCGUUUGUUGCGCAAGAUACCAACCUACAUUGGUUUGAGUGCCCUCGUUUUGCUGCUGUUCGAGCGUCGCUUGAGCGAUGGCAAGAACACCAUGCAACGACCUUUUCGUAUCGCUGCAUGGGGUGCUUUGAACGCAACCACUGGAAAUCUCUUGGCGAUGGGACACGUCACAGGGCUGAGUCAGACCAGCGACCGAGCUGAGCUGAUGGCUGUGGUGGGAGCACUUGAAUGGCAAACCUUAUUUGAGGUGACGAUGCACCUUUGGACAGACUCGAAGUUUGUAGCAGAUGGACUUCUUUUCAUCCUCCAGCAUGGGGCUGCUGGGGCCUGGUCACAUGGUGACCUUUGGGAGAGAAUCGAACAUUUGCUGCAUGAGAACGGACAGAACGAGUUGGUGCCACACUGGGUGCCUAGUCACUUAGAUGAGAUGAAGCUCACCUGUGCCUUCGAGGACUGGGUGAAGUUGUGGAAUGAUCGCAUAGACACGGCUGUAGGUAGACACAAUCUGCUCAGAUCUGAUGGCUUUUUCAGUUGA
Molecule: messenger RNA, 7056 nt
Organism: Cladocopium goreaui
Lineage: Eukaryota; Dinophyceae; Suessiales; Symbiodiniaceae
Source: the annotation of a GenBank genome assembly